Messenger RNA from Harpegnathos saltator (Jerdon's jumping ant), 855 nucleotides. It is a transcript of the gene ND-SGDH, whose product is annotated as NADH dehydrogenase (ubiquinone) SGDH subunit. Gene Ontology annotation, cellular component: respiratory chain complex I. The transcript has 3 exons. The coding region runs from base 75 to 614 and encodes 179 amino acids. The record is from RefSeq and is a predicted model, not a curated record. Lineage: Eukaryota; Metazoa; Arthropoda; Insecta; Hymenoptera; Formicidae.
CAUUCCCAAUCGGUUCUCGAGUUUCGAAACACGUUCUCUUACGUUCUCUCCAGGUUCUCUUAUAUCGAGGCAAAAUGGUGGUGUGGAGUAGUAUUUUACGUGCAACUGGUCAAAAGUUCUUACAAAACGGCGGCUUUAGAACAGCAUUAGUGAAAAACGAAUCGGCAAGAUGCAUGUCAGAGCAGCGUGUAAUGGUCAUAAAGCCGUCUAGGUUUCAGUGGCACAAAACGAAAGAUUGGUUCCAUUUCUACUUCUUGCUGGGACUUAUUCCUCUUGGUAUCGGAAUUUUUAUGGUUAAUGUGUUCAUUGGACCUGCAACACUUGAAGAAAUUCCGGAGGAUUAUGUACCUAAAGAAUGGGAGUACCAUCGGCAUCCGAUCAAGAGAUUCCUUGCACGCUACUUUUUCCCAUCGCCGCAGCAAGAAUACGAGAAGUUUUUGCACUAUGCGUAUCAAGAAAACCAAAUCAGACAAAUUCGACUUCUUGAAAAUCGGGUAAAUGACGUGAUGGGUACUCGUCGUGAUUAUAGAGGUCCUUAUUUCCAAGAGUACUAUGGCUCUAAGUAUCUGUACAGAUACAAAGAGAUAAUGGAUGAAUUGGAAGAGCGUGAUUAGAAGUUUUAGAGUGGAUUUAUUUACUUUGUAAGAAUCUUUUUUUGUUUUCAAAGUACCGAGAUAAAGGUAUGAAUAUCAGGUGUAGAUCAUAAUGUACAUUUUAGAAUUCUAUUAAUUUACGUUGCUGAGUGAACCACAGCAUGAAAUUUCAGCUAAUAUAUAUAUAUAUAUAUAUAUAUAUCGCAUUAUACAUGUAUAUAGCUAAUGGAAUAAAGAGUUGAUAAAAUGCUUCUAACCAAUA